Molecule: messenger RNA, 3948 nt
Organism: Lymnaea stagnalis (great pond snail)
Lineage: Eukaryota; Metazoa; Mollusca; Gastropoda; Lymnaeidae
Source: the annotation of a GenBank genome assembly
GGUUGGUGGGGGGGGGGGAUAGCAGAAUUUGCCUGUAUAAAAGGUAAAGUCUAGAACAAUAAUAUCACAGACUUGAAAUGUGUCUGUAAGGGACUUAAAUAAAGGCUUUCACUUUAUUGGAAUAUCUGUGAGUAUGGGUCGCUAUUUUUUCCAAAGUACUUAGUCUUUGUAAAUACCUGUCUCUAUUUGUACAACAGUUUUCAUCUAUAGAAAUACAUGUCUCUAUUUGUACAACAGUUUUCAUCUAUAUAAAUAUAUUAUGUCUCUAUUUGUAAAAAAAGUUUUUGUUUGUAUAAAUUUCUGUAUCUAUUUCGUACACCACCUGGAUGCGUGGAUAUGUCUUUAAAGUUUCCAAACGCUCUAUUCAUAAUAUAACAAUAUGUCUCUAAAUCUAAAUGUCUUUGUAUCUUUCUAGUUCUUGGUGGCUAUCACCUUUCUAAACGUUUUUGUGCAAUAUCUGCCUCAAACUGUCUCCGUAUCAGACUGUAUCUGUCAACAAUAGAUGGCUAAAAAUGGGGAUUUAAAAGUAUAUUUUGUUCUUAUUAACAGACUGAGGCGAUAGACAGUACACAAUGUGUGAAAGUCUUGAGCUUGUUCAAGCCAAGAGACGAAUUUCAAACUUUGUCUCAAAUAUGAGAGAAUUUCCAUGUUCUUUUAACUUGGGAGAUGCCACCAUCUUGGAUGGUCCACUGAACAUUGCAAGACCAACUCUGAGGGAUGAUACUUGGCUGUUUUUAAAGAAACAUCUAAGAGAGGAAGAUGAUGAUGACGAUGCUGAACUGAUUCAGCGUGUGUGGCGACAAAAUGUCCUCGUCCGAGUUCACGCCGAACUUCACAACGUCAGAAAGUCUCUGAAAUUCUGCACAGACCUUGUACACACGUUGCCAGAUAAUUUGGUGGCCCAUGCCAAUUUGGCGUUUGUGUAUUUGUUAAAGGGAGACAUGUCGAUGGCGGAGACUCAGUUAAGUUUAAUCAAGGAGAGAAAGUUUAGUGACGAUGCCCGGUUGGACGCUGUAGCCGAACAAUGUUACACGUACUUCAAAAUUUCAGGUAAUGAUAAGAAUCUGACCUCUGCUACAGAGCUGAUCAAAUAUGUUUUAAGAUUUCGUCCGAAGGAUGAUCGCCUGCGUCUAAUGCUGGCUGUGUUGUACAGGAGACUCAGUCGCUAUAAGAAAAACAUGGGUAGAGACCAAAGCGCAAAUCGUGUGGGCUACGUUACUAAGUCUGUUGAAGAACUGAAGCUUCUUAGAACGCUGUCCAGUAGCACUCAGAUUAAAGCUGUGGCUAUCAUAGAACUAGCGCUACUUAAAAAAGACAUGAGAUUACUUGAAGAGUGGGAAAAGACUAGGUUGAUGGGAGCAGAGUCUGUAGAGGACCUGUGUGCACUUGCUAUCGGUCUCAGUCCAACGUCUACCAUAGUUUUAACAACAGCGGGACAAAUUCUCGUUACAUUACGCAAAAUGUGCAGAGCGGAGAAAAUAUUGACUCAAAUUCUGGAGAAGAGAACAUGCCCAAAGGCGUACCUUUACUUAGGAAUACUGUACCAAAAUAAGGCCGUUCAGUUUGAACAAGAACGAGUCUAUAAAACGAUUAGGAGAGAAUCAGUAGAUUUGCAAAAGCUUGCUUUGCCGGAAUAUAAGGUACGCUUAAUCAAAUUACUAACUGACAUUACAGGAAAUAUUUUGUUUUUUAGUGAUGAUAACAUAUUAAUACAACAGACACUCAACAUCUUUAAAAUGUGUAUUAACAUGGACUUUUGUGACGAUGAAAUGCUUCGAAAAAUUGCGCUUAAAUUCAUGCAGUGUCGGGACUACAUCACAGCGCUGAAGGUCUGUCAGAAACUUGUACGAGAAGACCGCUCUUGUGCCCAGCAGACAACAUGCCACUCUGUGAUGUACCACAUGGCCGCCAUUUGUUGUUCUCAGAUGGCGUCUACACUCCAGGAUGAAAAGGAACAAGAAAAGUUAUACAGCAUGGCCGAGGGCAUGAUUUUAUCGUCUAUUCGAGUGAUGGCUUCUCUGGUUUCGAAACAGUCUGAUCUGAAGACACGCAACGAACUUUGGGGACUGUUUCGCCAGAAACCGGACAUUCAAGAGAUGGACAUUAAAGACUCCGUCGUGUCCAACAAUGAGAGCUUGGGUCAACUUGUGGCAUACUACAAGGAAGCUGUACCGGUAUUAAAGGCUCUAGUUGACAAACCAGAAGGCAGUUGGCUGGACAUUGGUAAUCUUGAGAGGGAUUUAACAUUCUGUGAGGCUGAAGGAAUAACAAAAGCUUUAUUGUAUCUAGACUUUCUCAAACUUAAGGGAGACAAGGCGUGUCAACUCACCUGGCAGAACAGCUCGGUUGUGCGUUCCAUUAAAUUGGACGCAGCUAAGAAAGUUUUACGUCACCACCAGGCAGACGACAAUCCUGAUCCGAUAUGGCAGGAGAUCUUUAACGAAGAAUAUGAGUUAGAGCCCCAAGUGAAAUUGGCGCCCUUAGGUCGACUGGAUGCGCUUCUGCAAUUAAAGACAUACGAUGUUGUCAUUGUGGGCACUGAAGAUGAACUCACGAGACAAGUUGUUGAAUGUUUAAAGGAUAUUUUUGGGCAAGUUUUAGGCAUGAUAGUGCUCGAUGUGGCCCAAUUACCAAGUCUUGAACAACAGAUGGUAGUCAGCUCCAGCGCCCAGGUCGUCAUCUUUGUCAUGAACGUGAACACGCGUGGCAAAUUGGCUGAUGAGAGCAGGCAACCAACCCAGCCGAUUGAACCAACCAAGCAAAGUAGUCGAUCAAAGCAGCCAAUGGAAACAUUUGAAAACAGCCAAUCAAAUCUGACAAUAGAACAGCCCAGUGAAAGUAGCCAAUCCUGCCAUCUCAUGGAACCGUCCAAUCAUAACAGCCAAUUAAAUCAGAAUAUUAAACCGUGCAUUGAAAGAAGACAAGCAAAGCAGAUUUUUGAAUCAUCCGAUCAAAGCAGCAAAGCAAACCAGUUGACGGAACUGUCCAAUCAAAUCAGCCAAUCAAAGCAGCCAUUUGAAGCAUCUAAUGAAAGCAGCCAAUCAAAGCAAACAUUUAAAGCAUCUAAUGAGCGCAGCCAAUCAAAGCAGCCAUUUGAAUCAUCUAAUGAAAGCAGCCAAUCAAAGCAGCCAUUUGAAGCAUCUAGUGAAAGCAGCGAAUCAAGCGAGCCAAUCCAACCAGAUGCAGAGAAGGUAGACUUGAACUCGGGGUUUGUGGCCAUCAGACACGCUUGUCUCAACUUGCACGAUCAUGAGAACUCACCUAAACAAAUAUUGAAUAUAUUUACUGGGCCUUUUUCCACUCAAGGCUCUCCUAGAGAGCUGAGAGGGCAUCAAAGUCUACAUCUGACCUGUAAUGACCUAAAGGUCAUGUCUUUUAUGAGCCCAGGGGUCGACACGUUUGAAUCAAACUUUAGCGACGACAUUCCUACUUUACUGACCGGAGGGUCAGUCAAUGACAGACCAAUAUCUAAUGUGACAGGAGGGUCUGCCAAUGACAGACCAAUAUCUAAUCAGACAGGAGCGUCAUCCAAUGCCCCACCGGAUCUUGUCAUCCACAAGACAGACUCAAAAGUUAACAACGAUGCAUCAGUAAAAGUUGUCAUGAAGAUAUUUAAAGGCAUUGUCAGGCAGCUGCCCUAUGACAUUUAAAUUAUGUCAAAUGCUAAAAUGUUGAUUACAGUUAAACUAUAAUUACUUAACAAUUGUAAUGUUUACCUUUGUUAUACAAAUCUAAGAAAAUAAUAAUUAAUCGCUCCUGUUGGCGUAUAAUGUCGAGGUGACAAUAUUUUCCACUGCUACUUUUGUGUGUGUUGAAAAAGUCUUGCCGCACUAAGGGAGGUAAGUAGCAGAUCAGCUUUAACAUAGUGGUUAAACUAUGUUAAAUUUAACAAAAACUUUGAGAUCAAUUUUUCUCUCUUUCGAGCUGAAUGUGUAAUGUUUUAAAAUU